This is a messenger RNA of Asterias rubens (European starfish), 1091 nucleotides long. RefSeq names its product microsomal glutathione S-transferase 2-like. Gene Ontology annotation, biological process: leukotriene metabolic process. Lineage: Eukaryota; Metazoa; Echinodermata; Asteroidea; Forcipulatida; Asteriidae. Gene Ontology annotation, cellular component: membrane; endoplasmic reticulum; nuclear envelope. The transcript is spliced from 5 exons. The record is from RefSeq and is a predicted model, not a curated record. Bases 59 to 550 code for a protein of 163 amino acids. Gene Ontology annotation, molecular function: enzyme activator activity; glutathione peroxidase activity; glutathione transferase activity.
CUUCCUUCACACAAUCCAUUUACUUGUUCCGAGUUAGAAACAUUGAUAUUUUGUGAACAUGGCUUCGAAUGGAGAGCUUUUAAGUAGCCUUCUAAGUGACCAAGCCAUGGUUUCUCCGGCCAUUGUGUCCUUAUUGCAUGCAUGGCAGCUAACUGGAAUGGCCAAGCAUGUUGGGAGUUUGCGUCAAAAAUACAAGAUCUCACCUCCAGUUACAAGUGGACGUGACCCUGCUUUCGACAGAGGCUUCAGAGCUCAGCAGAACACUUUGGAAUUCACACCAAUCUUCCUGAUACUUUUGUGGGUUGCUGCCAAGUUUUUGAACCCAGUUCUAGCGAGUGUAGCUGGUCUUCUGUACAUCAAGGGACGCUGGUACUACUUUGACGGAUAUUGCGCACAGGCAGAGAAAAGGUUGCCUGGUUUUUACUCGGCGGUGCGUGCCAUCAUGGUAUUGUUUGGGCUUAGUGUUGCUGGUAUAAUCCACACUACUCUGUCGGUGUACUUCAACAUCAAUGUGAUUAAGAUCGUAGGAUUGGAAAAUUACAUCCCUUAGACUGCCCAUCGUCAAUCGUCAACUCGGUCUCAAUAUGAAAUUACUGUAGUUUAUUUUACUGCAAGAGGGCACUUUCAACGACGAAAUUCCUUGAUCAUUACAGUUUAAAAUUAACUUUGUGUGACAUGUAUUGUUUUCUUGAACUCGAGCCAAAAUAAAUAAUAUUAUUCACACUAAUAAUAGUAAUAAUAACUAGACAUCAGGUGUUUGGGCUUAGGACUAAUGAUUUCUUUUGUCGAAUUAAAAUUACUAAAACAAAUGACCACAAUUAGUGUAGAAGUAGGCUUAAUGACAUCAUAUGUUAGAGCGCUCUUUUUGAAAUUUUAUGCUUGAGAAAAAGUUACAGAUAAUGUAUUUUAAAAGUAAACUUAGUCAUCAAAAAAUGAUUUUUACUUUGAUACUGAGUUGAUAUUAUGUACAACACGUCAUUUCUCCUAAAAUAUUGAAGACAAAUUCAUAAUCUUUUGGUUGAAGGAUACAAAUUUGACAUUUUAAUGUAUUCAUAAAAGUGUCUUUCAGGCUUUAUAUUUCUAGAUUUAUU